UACUUUGCUCGCAUAGAAGUUUAAAGUAGCUUUAUUGCCAUAGCUCAUUAGCUAGACCGGAAAAUUCUGAGGGUCUUUUGAAGGAUUGACCCGAAAGCUUUUACCUGCCUCAAACUUCAAACAACAGAGAACGUACAGCUGGAAGAGGAGUUUAUGCUAUUUCUCUCUUAACAUAUGCUGAAGCUGCAAUUACACAAUUUAAAACAUUAAUACUUCGAGUUUCCUUAAUUGGACUAAAAUGAGCACCAAGGAACCAGAGGUAUACCUACCUGAAGUUGGAAACUCAAAUCAGUUAGAGGCUAACAAUUCAAGUUAUGUUUCUCAUGUCAAGAAGCUACUACAUCGACGAAUGCUGGUUGGUAUAAGUGAUGGGAGGUUCUUUCUAGGUACGUUUUAUUGUAUUGAUAAGCAAGGAAACAUAAUUCUUCAAGAUGCAGUUGAGUACCGGAGCACCCGAAGAUCUGCUCCUUCCCCGAUGGAACAACGGCUUCUUGGUCUCAUUUUAAUCCCUUCCUCAUGCCGGAAAACAUGUCAUGUGGAUUGUUCUAUUGACGAACAGCUGUCCCUAAUGUCGCUUGGGGAGCAAAUUUCAUAAUUAUUUGUGGCGAAUAAACUUUAUAAAAGUUGAUCCAAUGAUGAAUAUCUUCCCCGUUUGAUUUAAUCUGACAAUUCAUUAUCCUGUUUUCAAGUAACUUCGCUGAUGUUAUAUUAUCAUGUGUUUUUGUUCUCAGCUAGAAAGAUGCUGUUUUGUUCUCUCCCUUGUUGUGAUUGGAGUUGCAAAGGAUUGGCUGGUUCAUGUUU
Nicotiana attenuata is the source of this 801-nucleotide messenger RNA. RefSeq lists its product as uncharacterized. The record is from RefSeq and is a predicted model, not a curated record. The transcript is spliced from 2 exons. Bases 239 to 595 code for a protein of 118 amino acids. Lineage: Eukaryota; Viridiplantae; Streptophyta; Magnoliopsida; Solanales; Solanaceae. Gene Ontology annotation, cellular component: NatC complex.